Trematosphaeria pertusa is the source of this 648-nucleotide messenger RNA. RefSeq lists its product as uncharacterized. The transcript is spliced from 2 exons. The coding region runs from base 94 to 450 and encodes 118 amino acids. Lineage: Eukaryota; Fungi; Ascomycota; Dothideomycetes; Pleosporales; Trematosphaeriaceae. The record is from RefSeq and is a predicted model, not a curated record.
GGAAGAAAUGCCCAAUUGAAGAAAUGGCUUCGGGCGAUACCGCACGCCAAGAUUUACCCACAAACUCAACCACCUCCAGCCCUCAAUGGAUCAAUGACUUUACCAGUUCAACGCGAUCCGAAUGGCAACAACCUCCGACCAAUGCGGAUCCUACAUCGACGCCCAAUGAGUCAGCGCCUCCUCAAGCCUCGGGAAGCAAGGCCUCACACCCGCUGGCACAGCUUCUGCUCCAACUGCCGGCAUCGAUGCGACAAAUGCAAACUGCGAAGUCCAUUCCCAUCUAAAGGGUCCGCAGCGGGGGCAAAGAGAUCAGAUCGGCUGGAAAAAAAGAGCACAAACGUACAUCAGCCAUGGGUGGACGAUGAUCCCUGGAUCUGCCCUGCAUGCAUGAGUAAAAUUAGCGCGCAGUAUGACAAGUGCCCUAUGUGCAACAGAGGCUUUAAGUUGUAAUAGAUGCCAGAGCACAGCAUGCAACUGAUCGAAUCCAUUCAGGACCGGAACAGCCACCUUCGGGAUUUGGGUAGGCGUCUGUAACAAGCAAGGCCGAGGGAUGGAAGACUGUGGCACUUACAGCAUACUUCAUGGGGGGCUGAGGCGAAGGAAGAAGACGUAAAGGAGGAAACAGAGGAUAUUAGAGACUAUAUUAUC